AUGGCACGCCGCUCCCCUUUACUCGUGGUCCUGGCUUUGGUGGUGGCUGCAUGCAGCCCGGCCUUCCUGAUGCCCGGCUUGCAGAGGACAGUGCCGCAGAAGGCCCAGCAGCUUGCUGCGGGCGCCGCGCUUGUGGCAUCCAUGCCGGCCCCGGCCCAUGCUGGUGGUAUGUUCGACUUCGGGCUGACGCUUCCCUUUGUGGCAGGCUCCUUCUUGCUCCUGAUGGCGGUGCUCAACGCACUCUUCUACGCCCCAGUCUCCGAGGAGAUGGAGGAGCGCAACGCGAAACUCCUCCAGACACUCUCCGACGCCACGGACAUGUUGGCAGAGGCUGACGAGAUGCAAGUCCAAUACACAGCCGAGAUCAAGGAGGCCCGCGAGAAGGCCGCAAAGGAGCUGGCCUCUGCACGAGAAAAGACGGAGGCAGCGAUCAAGGCCUCCAUGACAACGGCCAGCUCCGCGAGGGAGAAGAAGGCUGCCGACUUCCGCGCGAAACUUCAGGAGGAGAUGGAUGAGAAGAUCAAGGGCGCCGAAAGCACCAUCCAGGAGCGCAAGGCCGCUUUCGUGAAGCAGACGCUUGCGGGCGUCGGCCUGUAA
Messenger RNA from Symbiodinium pilosum, 597 nucleotides. The record is from the annotation of a GenBank genome assembly. NCBI's taxonomy places the organism in Eukaryota, Dinophyceae, Suessiales, Symbiodiniaceae.